Closterium sp. NIES-67 is the source of this 2884-nucleotide messenger RNA. The record is from the annotation of a GenBank genome assembly. Lineage: Eukaryota; Viridiplantae; Streptophyta; Zygnematophyceae; Desmidiales; Closteriaceae.
CUUUCACCCAUUGUGGGACAUUGACCUUCAGACUGCCUGGCUGGCUUCUAAUAACAGCCUCCUCUGUCGAGCAUUCAAAGCCUUCUCUCACGCGUUCGUACCCAGCGCGUUAUUUUUUCGUCUCCACGUCCGCCGAAGUGCUACCCCAAGUCGACCCCUUGCGUCGCUCCCUAGCUCGUUCACGUCCCUCCAGAACACGACUUCCUUGUUUCAAUACUGCCUCUAAAACUUGUCCGAACGAGACGUCGAUUCGAUUCUUCCCUCCUUUUCCGGAUGCCGAUGGUCUUCCGCGUACUUCAGGAUAGUCAUUCUGAUUUCUGAUGGUCAUCAGAACGAGGGAGGCGUGACGUGAAGCCAACCGCUCGUUGCGCGAGUCUCGCCUGCUCCUUUCGUGCCCUCGCGCCACUUCGUGUCGCUCUUGCAGAAACACUGGCCAUUAGAUGAUUACAAUCUGACCACCCACUGACCACCCACUGACCACCCACUGACCACCCACUGACCACCCACUGACCACCCACUGAUUGCUCACUGAUCGCACAGUGAUCAGUAUCCGAUUCACACUGAUCACGCAGAUCACACACUGACUGCACACUACUCACCCACCGAAUACUCUAAAAAAUUGCACUGCAUGGCGUCAUCCCGUCGCCCAUCACCGGUAACCACAGCCAUCCGCAAGGCUUCAUCCCCCGUCUUGCAUCUUCUGCUCCUAUUCUCGCUCGUCCUGCUCCGCUCGCCAUCAGCUUCCGCAUCCGAACGAGCGGACGGGACUGAUGCCUCAAAUCCCUCUCAAUCGAGCAUAGCCGCUGCCGCCGCCGCCGCUGCUGCUGCUGAUUCAGGCGGUAGCUCAGGCGCAGGCUUGGGAAUGGGGGUGGGAGCAGCCGGAGGGGUCACGCCGGAUCAGUUCGUUUCCACGGAGGACCUUCCCGCGGCGGAAGGCGCGACGGAUGCGGCGACAGAUGCGGCAGGCUUGCCGGAUUUCGAUCCUAAACUGGCGGGGGUGGAGGAGGAGGAGCGGAUGGUGGAGGAGCUGCUGACGUGGCUGGAGGGGCGCGGCGUGGGAGGGAUCAGAGGCGAGGACGCGGCUGUGAAGGUGUUUAUUGACGCCAACACCACACUCAAGGCGUCUCGCAGGUCAAGGGCCAACCUGCGCAUGGUAGCAACUCGCCCCAUCGGCGAGGGCGAAGUGUUUCUGUCGCUGCCUCGGUCGCUCGCUCUCUCCGCUGCUCACGCGCAGGAGGAGGCAACGGCGCACGAGGGAGAGGUGCAUCCGUUCACGGCCCUGGCAGCGUGGGUGUUGAGGGAGCGCGCCAAGGGCCGUGCGUCCCUGUGGGCGCCGUUCGUGCGCCUGCUGCCCGCGCACCUGCCCUUCCCCUACCUCUUCUCCGACCAACUCCGCUCGGAGUUCCAAUCCCAGUCGCUCAUCCUGGCUACAGCAGAGCACAAGCGGACUCUGUCAGAAGAGUACAAGAAGUGCCGCCCAGAGGCCAUAGCGAAUGCAACGGAGCAGGAGUUCCUGUGGGCGGUGGGCAUGGUGACCUCCCGCAUGUUCUCACUGCGUGCAAACAACGGCACCGCCAGUUCUGACGGCACCGGCAGCAGCAGCGGCAAUAACGCCACAGAGACAGUGCUCCUCCCAUACGCUGACCUGUUUGACACCGACAAAGCACCUGUAGCCGUAUGGGAGGACAACAGCACGCACAUCACCUUCAAGGCCACCGCCAACAUCACGGCGGGGCAGCACGUGAGCGUGGAGUACGGGUUGCUGGCCAACGACGAGGCGGUGGUGUUCCGGGCCAUGGCGCUGGUGACCAACUACCGCGACCGCGUGGACAUGUUCGAGUACCCCGAGGUCGCCAUCGACUUCUACGGCCGCCACUUCUUCAAGAGCCACUGGGAGUCCUUCAUGGAGACUGACGUGGAGAAGGUGUUUGCUGACAUGGAGAGGGCGCUCAAGGCAGAGGUGGCCAAGGACAAGUACAAGGGCAUUCCGGACGAGCCAGAGUUCAGAAUUGAGCCGCAGGCGAGCCUGCGAGCUUGGUACGGCGGGAGGCUCGACCCGAGAAUGCUGGGAGGCCUGGCAGCCCUGCAUGCCCACGUGAUCAACAAGCAAGCCCCUGACUACGCGCAGCUCGCCCGGCCAGCAGUGGAGUACGCGUGGCUCAAGGAUCCCAAGACCACGUGCGACGACUUCGCCGCCUCACUAGACGAGGACCUGGGCGACGCCAUCCCCGCGGCGGGCGCAGGCAUUCUGGAGCGCGCCAAGCAGAUGCUCAAGGCCAUGGGCACAUCGCAGGAGGGCGACGUGCAGCGCAUGCAGGUGGUGCAGUCGUGCAAGGUGCAGGUGCUGUACGGGAAGUACCCAGGGGACAAGCCUCUCAUGUGCCCGCCGGAGUUUGUGCGCGACCUUCCGGAGUGGGAGGUGGCUCUGGCUUAUAGGCUGUCAAAGAAAGAGGUGCUGUCGCACGUGGUUGGCCGCCUCACAGCCACAUGUGAGGAAUAGGUGUUUUGCCAUGGAAGGACUUGAGUGACUGCUUCUGAUCUGAUUGUUCUUCCUACCACGCUCAGGCACAGGCUCGCAGCAAGGGUUCAUUAUAGGGGCGUGCUCCUACAACCUCUUCCCAGGGUAGCCUCUUUCCAGACGGGCCCGCUACAGCGCAGUGCAGUGUAAUUUUGACUCAAGUUGGACCAUGGCAGUUCUGUGAGGUGUGACACUCACGAGGCUCGGCAUCGCCAAUAUUCAGGCGAGAGGGGCGAGUCUGGGAAGAGGCAAGCCUGGGAAGAGGUUGUAGGAGCAUGCUCUGAAAGUCCCGGAAUGACUGACAGGGUUGCUUGUGACGGUAUAUAGCCUUUUUCGGCUGAACAAGCUACUACAGAACAUGGCAAG